Messenger RNA from Exophiala mesophila, 1668 nucleotides. RefSeq lists its product as uncharacterized. Gene Ontology annotation, molecular function: molybdenum ion binding; oxidoreductase activity. Bases 1 to 1668 code for a protein of 555 amino acids. NCBI's taxonomy places the organism in Eukaryota, Fungi, Ascomycota, Eurotiomycetes, Chaetothyriales, Herpotrichiellaceae. The record is from RefSeq and is a predicted model, not a curated record. The transcript has 2 exons. Gene Ontology annotation, cellular component: mitochondrion.
AUGAAGUCCUCCCUUCAUAGGUUAUUUGCUCGGCGCGCUGAGUUUGGAGCCCUAUCAACCAAGUCUUUUCGUGCCUACUCCCACCGUCAGACGUUGCAAACACCAUUGUCGGGAGCUCAAUCAAUCUCGUUUGUUAAGCCUUUGUUCUCGGCUGUGUUCAUCGCUGGCUUCGUGUCUGCUGUUUGGACACACAGCCAUUCAACCGUCCACGCGGAAGCCCCUCCGGCAAAGACCAUUCGCCUGGCAGAGGUACGAAAGCACGGCGCCAAUGCAACUCGCCGCUGGGUCGUCAAGUCAACCAAGGUCUACGAUAUCACUGAUUGGAUCCCAAAUCAUCCUGGUGGUGAGGUGAUUCUUCGUGCUGUUGGCGGCGUCAUUGAUCCUUAUUGGGAAAUUUUCACCAUCCACAAUAAGAAAGAUGUCUAUGAUAUCCUCGAGCAAUACUAUGUUGGCGACCUCGAUCCCCGUGAUCUUGUCGACGGAAGGGUUCCUUCUGAUGACAUUGAGGAUCCUUUCAAGAACGAUCCCGCCCGGCAUCCAGACCUCAUUGUUCACAGCGACCGACCGUUCAACGCCGAAACUGCGCCGGAGGACCUAAAAUCCUACAUCACCCCGAACUCCAAUUUCUAUAUCCGACACCACCUUUGGGUCCCAUCCCUGAGUCAGGAUGACUAUAAAGUUCAGAUUGAACUACCCGAUGGUGAGGAAGUAGAGUACUCGAUCAAGGACCUCAAGUCCAAGUUUCGGUCAACAAAGGUCACUUGCACACUCCAAUGCUCUGGAAACCGACGUCAACAUAUGAACGACGAGGCGCGAUCCACCAGUGGUCUGCCCUGGGAAAUUGGAGCGAUCUCCAAUGCUGUCUGGACCGGAGUCCGCCUUAGAGAUGUCCUUGCCGAUGCAGGAUUCGACAUUGAUACCUUCGAUGAAAACGAAACCAAGCACGUUCAGUUCCAAGGAGCCGAGGCGUACGGCGCGUCGAUCCCUAUUGAUAAGGCCCUUGGAAAACGAGAAGAUGUUCUGCUCGUGUACGAAAUGAACGGCGAACCUCUACCACGCGAUCAUGGGUUUCCUCUCCGAGCUUUGGUACCAGGUCAUGUAGCGGCACGGAGCGUCAAAUGGCUGAAGCGGAUCACGUUGUCGGAUGAAGAGUCUCAAUCACAAUGGCAGCAACGCGAUUACAAAUGUUUUGGACCCAAUCAGGGUGGGCAAGAUGUCGACUGGUCUUCGGCACCCGCCAUCCAGGAGAUGCCGGUGCAGAGCGCAAUUACGUCGCUUCGUAACGCGUCGCCACGGUCCGCCGAAGACCAGAAACUCCUUCGUGUCUAUGGCAUGGAGGAAGAUGCGGUAGAAGUGGAAGGCUAUGCUUUUGCUGGAGGUGGGCGACGCAUCGUGCGGGUCGACAUCAGCCCCGAUGAUGGUCGAACCUGGCAUCAAGCUGAAUUGCUACCGGAUGAAGCCCAUGGGUCCAAAUCCUGGGCAUGGACACGUUGGCGAUGGUUGGUCCCAAAACGCUUGGCUGGCAGGCAGUUUGUCGUCAAGGCCGUUGACGAAGGGUACAAUGUCCAACCUGAGUCGUACGAACCGCACUACAACUUUCGCGGCAAUCUUACCAGUGGAUGGCACCGAGUACCCUAUACCAAAGGGAGGCGGGACUCUAAGGAGUGA